GUUCUCGCGACACAGCAGUUCGGUGACAGCAGCGCAGGCGGGCAAGGUGCGACGCUCGCGGAGCGCUCGUCUAGGACCACUCCAGCCGUGGGCAGCUCAGAGAGAGAGAGAGCGCACACGACUGCGACAGCCGCGGGUAAACGGCGGCGCAACGCGUUCGUGGGAGCGGCAGCGCCCUCCACGUCACGCUUCCAACACCGCCUCCAGCUGCAAGCCCAAGGAGAGCCUCAGCGGCCUGCCUCGCCAACAGCACCUCGCUUCAGCACACAGCAGCUCGCGAUGGCGUCGACGAGCGCAAGCACGCCGCGCAGCACGCCGCUCGCCUCGCGCGCCGCCUCGCGCUCGGCCUCGCCGCGCCGGCAUGCCAGCCUCGCUGCGGCCGGCCCAUCGUCUGCCGUGCCGGACCAGGACGAGCUGUUCGGCGCACGGCCCAGCGGGCAGCCGCAGCCGCACGACGAGGCGUCCACCUUCACUCUGUCUCUGCCGCAGAUCGUCGAGCCUGCCGAGGCUGAGGCCACGCCUAGCGCCGGGCCGGGCGGCAUCCUCGUCAUCAGCGGCGGCAGCGGCUUCAACAGCUGUGUCGGCGCCACGCCCGGCGCCACGUUUGCCAUGCCCAUCUCCGACGACGGCGGCAGCAGCAGCGAGAUCAUCCGUGUGCUCGGCGGGCCGUCGCUCGGCGACCUGCGCUCGCGGCUGGUGCGUCUGAUCCCGCUCUCCACAAAUCCGCCUCUCUCGGCAGGUACGCCGCCCACUCCGCCAUCCAACGACGCACUGCAUGCGCUGCUCUCCUAUCGACUGCCAAGCACCGGAUCGUCGCGCGACAUCAAGCUCGAGUGGCUCAGCCUCGUCGAGGGGCGGCACGCGCUGUGGCACGGCAUCGAGCCGGAGCGCAAGGAGUGCGUGCGCGGCUUCCUCGUGCUCUUCCAGAGCGAGAUCUUGCGGAGAGCCAAUAGGAACUUCAAUCUGCGCGGUGGCUCGAUCGGCAACUUCUUCCUCAGCGCUGCGCAGAAGUUCUUUAGGAGCAUCCAGACUGCCAUCUUUCUCUUCUCGGCCACAACGCAGAUGCAGGCACGCAGCGCCGGCCGCGUGCUGCCUGUCAUCAACACGAACCACACGGCCACGAUCGCCGCCGAGCUCGAAAGCGGAGAGGUCAUCGUCGGCCAGUGCGAGAUCUCGCAUCCGGCACGGCCACGCACGCAGCGAGCGCUGCCCGACAGCGUGCUCUCGACGCACGCACCCGGCACGCCAUCUUCAGCCAUCUUCGAUCCUUUCUGGACGAUGACCAACGCCUGGACGCAGCCUGCCGUCGGGCAUCAGGGCGACGGCCUGGCGCCGCAGUCGGACGAUGAGGGUGAACAGGAGGAAGACGAGCCUUCUACUGGCCUGGGCAAUCUGGCGUUCAGGGACGUCGAGGAGCAGGCACAGCUGCCGAGUCCGAUAAGCCGCAUCUUCUACGUGAAUGCAUAUCGCCAGGAGGUGCGGCCCACGCCGUCGCCUGAGUUCAUCUCUCAACUGCACCAGUGCAGCACGCUGAUCUACUCGUGUGGCUCGCUAUGGACGAGCAUCAUGCCUUGCCUGUCGAUGCGGGGCGUCGGCGGCGCCAUUGCCCGCUCACACUCGCUGCGACACAAGGUCCUGCUGCUCAACACCUCGCACGACCGCGAGACGGAUGGCCUGGAUGCCAUCGACUUCCUCAAGUGAGACAGAGAGCGUGCGGAUGCAGAGUGACGGAAGCGUCUGUCGCUGAUGAUACCCGCGGCAGUGCCAUCACCCGCUCGCUCAAUCGUGCCGAUGCUGGUCUGCCGGCGCACAGCGUCUCUGACUACGUGACGCACGUCGUCUUCUUCGCCGCGGGCUCGGUCGUC
This is a messenger RNA of Tilletiopsis washingtonensis, 1865 nucleotides long. RefSeq lists its product as hypothetical. The coding region runs from base 280 to 1701 and encodes 473 amino acids. Gene Ontology annotation, molecular function: LPPG:FO 2-phospho-L-lactate transferase activity. The transcript is spliced from 8 exons. NCBI's taxonomy places the organism in Eukaryota, Fungi, Basidiomycota, Exobasidiomycetes, Entylomatales. The record is from RefSeq and is a predicted model, not a curated record.